Paramisgurnus dabryanus is the source of this 2325-nucleotide messenger RNA. Its product is annotated as mucin-17. The record is from RefSeq and is a predicted model, not a curated record. Lineage: Eukaryota; Metazoa; Chordata; Actinopteri; Cypriniformes; Cobitidae.
AAAUUCAGAAAGUCCCACAACAACAGAUGUAUUAACUACAACAGACAUUACAACUUCAGAACAUCCCACUUUACCUACGAUUGACAUUACAACAGCGUCAAAAACUUCAGCUACAACAGCCGCACAUACUUCAGCUACAACAAGAGGCUCAACUUCUGCUCAUCCGGCAACUACAGCAGCCAUACAUACUUCAGCUACAACAAGAGGCUCAACUUCUGCUCAUCCGGCAACUACAGCAGUAACGGCAGGAACAAGCUCUACUCUAUCAACAACCAAGUCCACAACUGCGAAACCUAAUAAUCCAUGUUUCAAUGGUGGAACUCCAUAUCCAAACAAUGCUGCUUGUUUUUGCCCUACUGGCUUCACAGGCAGAUUUUGUUCUAAUGUUGACAAGGAAAUUAGUCCUUCAGUGUUCAAAAGGGUUGUCAAUGCUAUGGUAAAUGUGGGUCAACCUUUUGUCCCAGAAUAUAACAACACAUCAUCUGACAAAUAUAAAAAGUUUGUGUCCAACUUCAAAAGUAAGAUGGAACCCUACUAUAAAGAAAAAGUUCCCAACUUCAACAGUAUGGAAAUCAGAAAGCUAAGCGAGGGCAAAACGAAAAGAAGAAGAAGUUUGGCUUUGACGAAAGUGUCACGAAGUUCUACUGUGAUAGUUCACCACGAUGUUAUGGUUGAUAUUUCAAACGACAACAAUUUCAACAGCAGUUAUUAUACUAGUUUCAAAGAGGUGAAAUCCGCUCUUGACGCCUUAAAAGGCACAGAUGACAUUAUUGAUGUUGACGCAUUUGAGACUGAACUUAAUGUCACAGAAGUGUGUGACGCAGUUACAGCAAUUCUUCCUGAAGAAUACAGGAAGUAUUAUGCACCAUCUAUACUCCCAGGCAAAGUGAUGUGUGUGAGUCAAUGCCAUCAAGGACAUCCACAUCCAAAAAUGUGUUUCAACAACGCCACAUGUGAAGUUUCUUUUGACGGUCCAUCCUGCUAUUGCCUUAACACUGAUGUUUCGUGGUACUUGGGAGAGGACUGCAGCUACAAAGUUAACAAAAUCGGAUUCUAUGCUGGAACAGGAGUGGUGGCACUUAUAUUAGUGAUAACUAUAGCAGUACUGACAGCUUAUGUUGUAAUAAACAAAAGGAAGGUUUCAAGGAGUAAGGACAUCAAGCGAAAGCUAGUGAAUAAGUGGUUAGAAGAUGACGUUGAGUGGCCAACACAAAGAAAUACAUUACACUCAGUUUCCAGAGGACCACAUGAUAACCCAACAUUUUCACAGGAGAACUCUUAUAGAAGGGACAGUUCGGAAAUAUAUAGACCAAAUCUCUCAGAAGAUCAAACCGACAGUCAAUAUUCUAUACCUGAAACAGACAUUCAGCCUUACAAUUUUCAGAGGGAUGUGAGAAUUGACAGGCCUCAGAUCCGGUCAUCGUCUGAAAUUUAAUUCAAAACUUCAUCAGUUAUUUUUUGUUUUCUGUACAUUUUUUUGCACUCUCAGUUCAAGUAUACCUAUCAAAUGCAUGUGAACAGUAUCUUAGAAUUUGAAGCUAUAUAUAUAUAUAUAUAUAUAUAUAUAUAUAUACAGUGUCACUUAAUUUAUUAACAAACUUUGUCUGGCCCUUCAAAAUGAAGGGCACCUCCCUAUUUAUUUUGUAAUUUGCUUCCAUAGGAUGUUAAAAAAAAUUGUGAAGGUCUUUUUGUUUUUUAAAUCUAGCCUUAAAACUUGUUUUUAGGUGGCCUUUAUGUAAAUGCAUGUUUUAUGUAAUGUAUUAUUUAUCUAGUCUGUCAAGGCUGUACUAAGGACUUCUGUUAUUUAAUGUUUUAUUGUGCUUGUACGAUUUCCUUGAGUGUCAUGAAAGGUGCCUAUAAAUAAAAUAUUUAACAACCAUCAACAUAAUAGCUAGGAUGAUAAACAUACAUGUAAUGUUUGAAAAAAAAUUGUGCUUGUGAAGUGUCCUCAAGUAUCAUGAAAGGUGCCUAUAAAUAAAAUGUAUGAUGAAUUUUAAAAUAUUGGGAGAUAAAAAGAUUUUUAGACAUGUCAUUAAAAUUAUUUAUUUGGUCAAAAGAAAACAUAAUGUAGUAGGUUAUUGUUUUUAACAGUUUAUUUAAAAUUGUUGUUCUUAAAUGGUUCUCAAGUUAUCCUUAUGUUUUGUUAUCAUUAUAAACAAAUUAUUUAUUCAUGUUAUACUCCUCAAAUUGUUAAAUGGCAUUGCAACUAUAAGCUGGAUAUUUUUAAUAAAUUACGUGCAUUUCCAGGUGUUUUAUUUUGUCCCUAUAAAUACAAAAAUGGGCAGUCUUCUUUCAGAAAGCACAGUUCAUGGGCCUUAACUUAAA